Molecule: messenger RNA, 1207 nt
Organism: Chara braunii
Lineage: Eukaryota; Viridiplantae; Streptophyta; Charophyceae; Charales; Characeae
Source: the annotation of a GenBank genome assembly
GGUUAUACUUUAUAGGUGUACAGAAAUAGAGAUAGAGAUAUAGAUAGAGAAUAUUAGAGAUAGAGAUGCAGUCUAGGAUUGUUGGUCAGGUUGGUGCUAUCAAUGAGAAGAAGGAGCUGACUUCGCUUGGGCAUCAUCUUGCUGCCAUGCCUGUUGACGUCCACAUUGGGAAAGUGAUGCUGUAUGGAGCUAUUUUUGGCUGUCUGAUGCCUGCUCUGACAAUAGCAGCAUGCCUUAGCUAUCGGUCACCUUUCUAUUCCUUCCAGCGAGAGAAGCAUGCAGCUGAGUUAGCUUGGCAGGCUCUGGUGGCACCCAGCUCUGCUACCAAGGAAUCAGGCGAACAGAGCAUCGCACGUGGCGAGCAGUCGGACCAUCUAGCCAUGGUUGCUGCCUAUGAAGGCUGGCGUUCAUCACUUGAGAAGGGAGGAUCAAAAGCAGCUCGAGAGUACUGCAGAAAAACGUUCCUUAGCAUUCAAACACUGGAAAUGAUCAGAGAUAUGAGGCGGCAAUUUGCGACCUUGCUUGCUGACAUCGGUUUUGUCAAGCUGCCAAAGGGCUCAGCAACAAAGGACAAAUGGGCACCCGAUUGGGUAGACGACCCGAAACAAUUGUGGAAUGUACAUGCACUUCAACCCUCAAUCGUCAAGGCAGUCCUUUGUGCUGGUCUCUAUCCUAAUAUCGCAGCAAUGACCGAAGAGAGUAUUCUUCUUGGGCAUGCAUCGGCAAUAAAUGCAGCUGGUGGGGGUUCUGGAGCAAGGCCUAAAUGGACGGACGGAGAGCGGCCAGUGGCCAUCCACCCUUCCUCCAUCAAUCAUCCACUCACCAACUUCAAGUUUCCUUUUAUGGUUUAUCAUGAGAAGGUCCAAACUUCCAGAGUUUUUAUAAGGGAUUGCAGUGUCGUCUCUCCGUACCAACUAUUGCUGUUUGGAGGGCCUAUCACAGUGCAGCAUCAGACUGGCCAAGUGACAGUGGAUGGAUGGCUGUCUCUAAAAGCCCCAGCUCAGAUCGCCGUUCUUUUCAAGGAGUUGCGGCGAGCGUUGGAUGCGCUGUUGGCACAGAAAAUCAGCCGUCCGAAACAGGCUGAUACCGACUCUUCUGUUGAUCGCGAAGUUAUUGGCACCAUAGCCAAGCUUCUAAUCGACGAGCAGAAACCUCAGAUGUAGAUGAGGAGGACAGCUAUAGCUGCCAAUGAAUUUGUUCAGUGUUG